This is a messenger RNA of Henningerozyma blattae CBS 6284, 645 nucleotides long. It is a transcript of the gene SEC22, whose product is annotated as SNAP receptor SEC22. Gene Ontology annotation, molecular function: SNAP receptor activity. The transcript has a single exon. Lineage: Eukaryota; Fungi; Ascomycota; Saccharomycetes; Saccharomycetales; Saccharomycetaceae. The coding region runs from base 1 to 645 and encodes 214 amino acids. Gene Ontology annotation, cellular component: ER to Golgi transport vesicle membrane; SNARE complex; endoplasmic reticulum membrane. Gene Ontology annotation, biological process: retrograde vesicle-mediated transport, Golgi to endoplasmic reticulum; vesicle fusion with Golgi apparatus; endoplasmic reticulum to Golgi vesicle-mediated transport. The record is from RefSeq and is a predicted model, not a curated record.
AUGAUUAAAUCUACAUUAAUAUACAGAGAUGAUGGCUUACCAUUAUGUACAUCAGUUGAUGAUGAUAAUGACCCUCAGCUAUUGGCUGAAAAGAAGAAAGUGAAAGUCGUUGUGUCAAGAUUUACCCCAAAUAGUGCUACUGAAGCUACUCUAGAAAGUGGUCCAUAUGAAAUUAAUUAUAUUAAGCAUCAAUCCAUUAUUUAUUUUGUAAUUUGUGAACGUGGAUAUCCAAGAAAUUUAGCAUUUUCUUAUUUGAAUGAUAUUUCAAUGGAAUUUGAACAUUCUUAUAGUAGUGAAAUUAAUAAAGUUUCAACUAGACCAUAUGCAUUUGUAUCAUUUGAUAAUUUCUUACAAAAAACAAUUAAGGCUUAUAGUGAUAAAAAAGUUCAAGACAAUUUGGAUCAAUUAAACCAAGAAUUAGUUGGUGUUAAGCAAGUGAUGUCAAAGAAUAUAGAAGAUUUAUUGUAUAGAGGUGAUUCAUUGGAUAAGAUGAGUGAUAUCAGUGCAUCUCUAAAGGAAUCAUCAAAGAAGUAUCGUAAAUCAGCUCAAAAGAUUAACUUCGAUUUAUUAAUCAGUCAAUAUGCUCCAAUUGCUAUUAUUGCAUUUAUCUUUGUAUUUUUAUUCUGGUAUAUGUUUUUACGUUAG